UUUUAUCUUUAACAUUCAUUUAUAUUUAAUUAUUUUAUUUAUUGUUGCAUUCAUUCCCUAAUUGAUGAGCUUUGUCCAAACUACUACAAAUUACGAAAUAUUAGACAUCAAUUGGAAAAUUGAAUCUGAAAUGUAAAAAAUCGUAAUCUAAGAUCUCAUGGAAUUCUGAUCGUACCGUAUCAGUAUGGCCGAUAUCGCGGAUAACGUACCAUUCACCGAUCCUGCAACCGCGAUUUCUCAGGGUAGACGACAUCUUCUUGUACGUGAUUACACGAUGGCUGUGACCGCACUUGCCCAGGCUUGCGAAUUGCUCGCGAAAAAGCACGGUGAUACGGCGGACGAAUUAGGCGAACCGUAUCUUCUUUACGGACGUGCACUUCUAGGUCUCGCUAGAGAGGAAGCUGGUGUUUUGGGAGGAGGAAUACCAGGCUCUGAGGAAGCUCAAGGUGAGGAAGAUGCAGAAGACGACGACGAGGACGAUGAGGAAGAUGAAGCCGACGAGGAAAAGCUGAGUAAAGUUGAUGAGAAAGAAGAGGAGGAGGAGGAGGAUGAAGAAGAAGAGGAAGAAGAGGAGGAUGAAAAAAAUAAUAAAAACGAAUCCAUGAAGACAACUACCGACGAUACCACCCCGAAGAAAAAUGCAAAAGAUGAACAAGAUGAAGAAACUAAGGAAGAAGAUGUAAAGAAGAAGGAACACGAUGAACAGGAAGUGAAAACUUUACUAGAAUCUGAAAGGGAGAACAUUUCUAAAAAUGAUGAAACCGAUGCUUCGGCAACUUCGUCGAAACAACAGAAUGGAAAUAUACAAGAAAACGGUCAACACGAUAACAUCGAGGAUAUAACUAAAACUGAAGAAGAGGACGAGGUAAACAAUCUUCAGGUCGCUUGGGAGGUGCUGGAAUUAGCAAAGUUAGUUUUGCUAAAACGAGGGCCAGCAGGAUGGAAACUGUUGGCCGAUUCCUACCGAUUGCUUGGGGAAGUAGCCAUGGAAGGAGGAAAUCACAAAGGAGCACUCAACGAUCUACAAGGAUGUUUGAAUCUACUGGAGAAGAUCGAUCCACGCGAGCCUAGAGCGAUUGCCGAAAUUCAUUAUCAAUUGGGAUUAGCUCAUUCCUUGGGCAAUGAUUUUGAUGCUAGCAUAGAAGAAUUUAACAAAGCUACUAUGCUUUUAGAAUCACGUAUAAAAGAACUAGAAGCGAUCACUGAACCACCAAAGACUGACGAUCCUUUUUAUACCGUCGAGGGAGAGAUCCAAGAAUUGAAGGAUCUCCUUCCAGAGAUUCAAGAAAAGAUCACAGAUAUGCAAGACUUUAAACAAGAAGCUUGCAAGCUCGUUAUAGAAAGCCUUAAAAGUGAAGUUUCGCGUAGUAAUUCAAACGGUGCUGGACCUAGUUCAGAUACGUCGUCGUCAUCAGCUGGUAGCUCGACGAAUCCAAAAAUUGUAAAGCCAGCUAGCGAUAUAUCGCACCUCGUACGAAAAAAACGUAAGGCUGACGAACCUGAAACAGAAGUCUCCGUACCGCCAUGCAAAAAGCCGACACCCGAAAAAGCUGUCUGAACAUAGAAGGUCUUAAUAAUUACGGUUUAAGUCGCUAUUACGAACUUUUGCGAGAUUUUCGCUGGGUGAACUAGAUUUUGUUAUACAUAUUUAAUACUGGACGAAAGCAAAGCUCAGCUUUUAUUUCGAUAACAAUGCCUCAAGCUUCUUAUUGUUUUUAGAAUUCUCUUUAAUGUUUCUUUUUUUCUUCAUCAAUGGAAAGUAUAUGAGGUAAUUCCUUCACAAAACGUGUUGCUUUUUUCUUUUCUUUUUCCAUUUUUUACGUGAAAUAUUGUGAACGUUCAUUUAUUUAUUAUCAUGCGAUACAUUAGUUAUAACGCAUUUGUAUUGCUCUAGAAGAAAUGGAUCUAGUUUUCACCAAUAGGACUUUGAUGUAAUUUGUUAGAAAUAAAUCUAAGGUUGUUUUCGUGUGCUAAGUUUAAAUAAUAAAGAUUGACAUUCUGAAUUUUUCUAAA
Molecule: messenger RNA, 2013 nt
Organism: Vespula vulgaris
Lineage: Eukaryota; Metazoa; Arthropoda; Insecta; Hymenoptera; Vespidae
Gene: Nasp
Product: nuclear autoantigenic sperm protein
Exons: 3
Coding region: 185-1558 (457 amino acids)
Biological process (GO): CENP-A containing chromatin assembly; DNA replication-dependent chromatin assembly
Cellular component (GO): nucleoplasm
Molecular function (GO): histone binding
Source: RefSeq, a predicted model, not a curated record